Boleophthalmus pectinirostris (great blue-spotted mudskipper) is the source of this 1850-nucleotide messenger RNA. Its product is annotated as neutral cholesterol ester hydrolase 1-like. NCBI's taxonomy places the organism in Eukaryota, Metazoa, Chordata, Actinopteri, Gobiiformes, Gobiidae. Gene Ontology annotation, cellular component: membrane. The coding region runs from base 265 to 1497 and encodes 410 amino acids. The record is from RefSeq and is a predicted model, not a curated record. Gene Ontology annotation, molecular function: carboxylic ester hydrolase activity. The transcript has 5 exons.
UUGAGUUUAUGAUUUAUUCACAAAAAUUAAAUAAUACUUUUUAUAUUAGCAUCGUAUAGUAUUCAGUUGGAUUUAUACCGUUACCAUAAAAAUUUAAACUAUAAAUAAUACUUUUUGUUUAUUUUUUUAUGUUUUUUAAUCGGAAGGUUCAUACUCACAUUGCCCCCUCCCUCUCACAGCUGCAAACAGUGAAGGUGAGCGUAGCGGGGCAGAUUGCACAGGUCAGGUGCAGACUGGAGAAAAAUAACCAUAUCAUUUGCGAACAUGAAACUUUUCUCUGUCGCUUUGACUUUGUUAACUUCCUCGGUGGCUUUUUACUUUUAUACACCCCUACCUGAUGGCAUACGGGAGCCAAAGAAGCUGAUGCUGCUGGAUGCAACUUUCAAAACAGUCUCGAAAUUUGCCGCUCUGAAGCAGCAACUUGGCUUUGGUCAUCCCAUUAGGACCAUAAGAACAUUCAGAGAGACCCUCCUCGAGUCUGACGCCGGGGAAGACUUUGUCCCUGGAGUUAAAGUGACUGAUGUGUCUUUCUCUGGAGUCCCAGUUCGAGUGUAUGAAACGUCUGGGGGAGGGGGAAGUCUGCGGAGGGGGCUGCUGUAUUUUCACGGAGGAGGAUGGGCUCUGGGCAGUGCAAAGAAAGGUUCAUACGACAAACUCACCAGGAUGAUGUCUGCGGAGCUCAAUGCUGUAGUCGUCUCUGUGGAAUAUCGUCUUUACCCAGAGGUGCAGUUCCCUGAGCCGUACUUGGACUGUCUCGCUGCAGUAAAAUACUUCCUGUCUGAGGAGGUUUUGUCCAAAUACUCAGUGGACCCUGAGCGAGUGGGAGUAUCUGGAGACAGCGCUGGGGGCAACCUGGCUGCAGCAGUGGCUCAAGAGAUCUCCCAAGACUCCAGUGUGAGUGUGAAGCUCAGUGUUCAGGCUUUGGUUUACCCUGCUCUACAGGCCCUGGACUUUAACACACCCUCCUGUCUCCAAAACCACAACAUCCCCAUUCUCUCCCGCUUUGCCCUGGUGCAGUUCUGGAUUCAGUAUCUCGGAGCAGAUCUCUCUCUGAAGGAACAGUUUUUAUCCAACCAGCACAGCGGUCUAGAGCAGCCUCUCCUCAGCCCUGAGUUAAGAGCACGAUUUAACUGGACUCUGCUCCUCCCUCCAGAGCAUCAGAAGAACCACACACCGGUUGUAACAGACAAAGGAUUGGAAGGAAUUUUGGAAAAAGUCCCAGGAUUCUUGGAUACCCGUGCUUCUCCUCUUUUGGCCAGUCCAGAUGUGCUAUCCAAAUGUCCAAAAGCGUAUAUUAUGACUUGUGAGUUUGACGUGUUGAGAGACGAUGGUUUGAUGUACACGAGGAGAUUACAAGACGCUGGGGUCCAGGUCACAAAUGCACACUAUGAAGAUGGCUUUCACGGCUGCUUUAGUAUGCUCUUCUGGCCCCUGGAGUUUGAUGUGGGGAAGAGGGCGUUUAAAGACUAUAUCAGAUGGCUUCAGGACAAUUUGUAGAAGACUGUGAAGACUGUCUGUUAAGACCUGCCAUGAUUAAAAAAAAACAUACAGUAAAGGCGUUAAACGAUAAUAUUGAAACUACUUUAAAAUAGAGAUUAACAAUAAUGCUAGAAUAAUCCCAGUAAACCCUUUUUAAAUACACAUUAUCAUUAAAAGAUAUGGUCUGCAAACAUAGCAGAAUCAAUCAGUGAUUAACCAUAAAGUCAUUUAUUCAGCAGCUCAAAUAUUAUUGUAUUACAACAAAAAUGGAAACUAGCUAUUUAGUUAUAAUCUGGUGCUGUAGAUCUGUUUUUAGUUUUGACUUAAUGUCUCUGUAUAUUGUCGCUUUAAAUAAAGACUUAACAAAAAUA